UGGCUCUCGCAACGUUUUCCGUCUGUCUGCUAACGCUCAGUUGGAUGAACUUCCCGCCGGCUCACGGGAACGACCGCCACGCCGUAUACUGGAACAGCUCGAACAUACAUCUGAGGAGAGAAGGCUACACGGUGCAGGUCAGUGUGAACGACUACCUGGACAUCUACUGCCCGCACUACAACCUCAGCCAGAGGGGGGCGCUGGAGAGGGGCGUGGUGGAGCAGUACGUGCUCUACAUGGUCAGUUACCGUGGCUACCGCACGUGCGACCCACAGAUGGGCUUCAAGCGCUGGGAGUGCAACCGGCCGCACGCGCCCCACGCGCCCAUCAAGUUCUCCGAGAAGUUCCAGCGCUACAGCGCCUUCUCCCUGGGCUACGAGUUCAACGUGGGACACGAGUACUACUACAUCUCCACGCCCACCCAUCACCAUGGCCACAGCUGCCUAAGACUACGAGUGUUCGUCUGCUGCUCUACAGAGGACGACUCUGAGCAGAGUCCCUCUGAUUACACCGACAGCCCUGACAUCAAAAUCCACGACAUUGAUGAGUUCAACCCUGGCCUUCCCAAGCUGGAGAGGAGCGUGAGCGGCAGUAGCCCGUCCAGAGACCGCCUGCUCAUCACCGUGGCAGCCCUGCUCCUAGCUGCCUCCCUGGUCUCUUAG
Messenger RNA from Sardina pilchardus (European sardine), 662 nucleotides. RefSeq names its product ephrin-A3a (gene efna3a). Gene Ontology annotation, molecular function: ephrin receptor binding. The record is from RefSeq and is a predicted model, not a curated record. The transcript has 5 exons. Gene Ontology annotation, cellular component: plasma membrane. Bases 45 to 662 code for a protein of 205 amino acids. Lineage: Eukaryota; Metazoa; Chordata; Actinopteri; Clupeiformes; Clupeidae. Gene Ontology annotation, biological process: axon guidance; ephrin receptor signaling pathway.